Molecule: messenger RNA, 1055 nt
Organism: Linum trigynum
Lineage: Eukaryota; Viridiplantae; Streptophyta; Magnoliopsida; Malpighiales; Linaceae
Source: the annotation of a GenBank genome assembly
CGCCAUUCAUUCAAGUGCAGUUCCGCCAUUAAAAUGGUUGAAUAAAAAAAAUCUUUUGAUGAUUAUCUCCUCCUGAAAGUUCUCUACUUGGCUGCAAAUGCAAUGAAUUCGUUAGCGUUUUCCGUUGGGCGCUACCACACUCCCGGGAAAACUAAGCUCAGCACAACGACAGCCGUCAAGAAUGCCCGAACAACCGAAGCACCAACUGUCAAGUUCCCAACUCGUCACCAAGUAGAAGGCUCCUCCCAGUCCCAACAACUGCAGCUUAAUCAGGACCAGAUUUUGGUCCGCCGGAGGGAAGCGAUAGGCGUCGGAUUCGCGGCGCUCAUCGGCGCUGUGUUUCAAGGGCGGCCCACAGCAGAAGCGGCGGAGACAGCUUCAUGUCAAUUCACUUCGGUACGGUCGGGCCUCGCCUUCUGUGACAAGGUCGUCGGGACUGGCCCGGAGGCGGUGAAGGGGCAAUUGAUUAAGGCGCAUUACGUUGGGAAAUUGGAAAAUGGGCAGGUCUUCGACAGCAGCUACAAUCGCGGCAAGCCCCUCAGUUUCCGCGUCGGAGUUGGUGAGGUGAUCCAAGGCUGGGACCAAGGGAUUCUUGGGGGUGAUGGAGUACCUCCUAUGCAAGCUGGGGGAAAACGCAUAUUGAAACUUCCACCAGAACUUGGGUAUGGCGUUAGAGGGGCUGGCUGCAGAGGAGGUUCAUGUGUAAUUCCUCCGAAUUCGGUUCUUCUGUUUGAUGUGGAAUUCAUCGGGAAGGCUUAAUCCUCUGGUAAAGGUGCUUCUACUGCUAGAGCAAGGAAUGGCGGGAGCUCUGCAUUAUCGUGGAAGACGACAGAUGGAGCUAUGGAGGCUUCAUCCAAUCACCCCAUCCAUUUGGUUUCCUGUUAUUUGGCCUUGUUUGUGUCUUUGUGAUUAUCUUUGUAGACGGAUGAAAUAUGACCAAUGAUCCUUUAGCAACGAGUUUAAUUCGUUGUAAUAUUGUUGUCAAAAAUAAUUGGUUAAAUACACUUGUAUAUCCAAAACUUUUACGGUUGUGCCAAUAAUAUCCAAAUUUCCCG